Funneliformis mosseae is the source of this 1122-nucleotide messenger RNA. Lineage: Eukaryota; Fungi; Glomeromycota; Glomeromycetes; Glomerales; Glomeraceae. The record is from the annotation of a GenBank genome assembly.
CUAGAAUUUUCGCCGACCUCAGAACGUCUAAAUCAUGUGACCAAAAUCUCCGAAACCAUAGCUAAUUCAUCCUUAUCAGCUGAUGAGGAGGAUUAUAUAAAAAUGCUUACGGGGGGUAUUGAUGAUGAGACUCUCUAUGGGGGUACACCAUACGUAAACGAGGCUAAGGUAGAGAAAGAGGUGGUGAACGAAGUUAAAUCAGAUGGUGAAAACGUUCCUAGUGGUUCAGGAGAGGAAGUCGAUCAUGAUUUCACACCCCAUCCAGUGGAAGAAACGAAUGAUGAUAGUGACUGGCUUCUAAGUCUCGAAGAAUAUCUAUCAUGUGCUCCGUCAUAUUCUCCGUAUGGCACCAUUUCGACAAGCUCCACAAAUGCAGUCGGCAACCCUCCGGAUAAAGUGAUGAUUUGGAAAGAUUUUCUCGCAAGUGUAAAUAAUUAUACAUUCGAUCAAGAUGAACGAAAAUUCGAAAAACCGAUUUUUAUUAAAGAUUUUAUUACAACCAAUGAAGAAAUUGUCCGCCAGGCUGUGAAUGUUAAUGUUUGCCUGCCGUUGAACAGGGUCGUGUCUGAUUUUAAGUUUACAAUGCGAAACGUUUCUGGCACUGGUGACCCAGAUUUUGUUUGCCACAAAAAAGAUGGUGAUGAAUUGAUCUUGGCACUCGAAAUCAAAAGAGUACACAUUUUAAACCACAUUGAAUCUGACCAAACGUUACCUAAAGUUUACGAAGAGGAUGCUAAAGUGAAGCAGGUCAUACAGCAACUCUAUAACUACUUGUCAGAAAACCAACUUAAAUAUGGAGCACUUUCUACUUAUAACCAUAGUUGGUUUGUUAAGAGAGAUCAUAGAUAUCUAUGUAUAUCAGAGUCUCUUGAAUAUAACUCAACACAUCCACCAGUUCUAAAAACCUACGCCUAUCUGGCCCAGCAGGCAAUAGACAAUGGUCAUAAUUCCCCUCAUGCUAAUAUCAUUCCACAAACUGAUGACUCACAACAUAAUUUGCGAAAACGUCGAUAUGAUCCUAGCUCAAAACAACCCUCUCCUGGAAAAAGUCAACGACCAUCUUCAUCUUCCAAAGGAUCAUCUUCCAGUACUUCUGGGAAAACAUCAGGAAAACAAGCAUAG